Molecule: messenger RNA, 21229 nt
Organism: Schistosoma haematobium
Lineage: Eukaryota; Metazoa; Platyhelminthes; Trematoda; Strigeidida; Schistosomatidae
Product: Fermitin 2
Exons: 2
Coding region: 178-2736 (852 amino acids)
Biological process (GO): cell-matrix adhesion; integrin-mediated signaling pathway
Cellular component (GO): cell-substrate junction
Molecular function (GO): integrin binding
Source: RefSeq, a predicted model, not a curated record
CUAUUAAGCACUUUGAUAUAGUCAGACCAGGUUUGGCCAAUAGUAGAUGAAAUAUCAGGUAGGCGUUUAAAGUCAUACAAAUUGCUUUGUGUAUGAGGCUAAGUAUAUUUUGAUCGGUAUUAUCAGUAAUAUUGUAUUGACUACGCGUGCAUGCAAUUUGGGAAGUAUUUUUAACCGAUGUCUGCAUACGAUCCAUUCAGUAUUCAUAAUGGAGGUACUCAUACUUUCAAUGGGACAGAAACUAUCAGUCGGAUGGUGGUGGAUGGAAAUUAUAUUGAUGGGUCUUGGGAAUUAUCUGUUCGCGUUGAAGACAUAAACACAAAUGUUUCAGUACGUGUUUCGGGUGAUCUGCCACUGGGUGGUUUGAUGCAUCUAAUUGUCGAAAAAGUGAAGUUACAACAAAGUUGGUCAGAUCAUGCAAUAUGGUGGGUCGAUAGAAAUGUAUGGCUUUUGCAGAGCCGGACAACAUUGGAUCAAUAUGGAAUUCAGUCGGAUGCUAGAUUGGUGUUUCAUCGUAUGCAUAACGAUGUUCAAAUAGUUUUACCUUCUUUAACUCCUCUAGUACUUCGUGUCAAUUAUGCCGCCCGGUUGUUUACUGUGGUUCGGGAUAUAUGUAAAGAACUAAACAUACGACAUUCGGAGGAAUUAUCUUUAACACUUCCUAUCACUAAAAAUAUGCUUAAAACAAAUUGCCCAUUACCGACUAUUCGUCCAGGCUUGCGACGUCCUGGUUUGCCCAAUCCAAGAAAUGAUCAAUCUUCUGUUAAAUCGAAGUUCCCUUCACCUGCGUCUUCAAUUUAUCCUACAGUUGAUGGACAAAAAAUUAAUCCGUAUAACACAUUGAAUUCAAAUGCUGGUACAAUAAUGCGAUUUAAAUCUGAUAACUCGUUAGAUCAAGAAAGACUUGAUUUCGCUCGCUAUGCUGACUGUUCAUUGAGACGUUCUGCAAAAGCAGUGUUUGCCGAUAGCUGGUUAAUGAAACCCAAGAAUUUAGUCCAAAAAGCACGGCUGAACAGUGGAUGGUUAGACUCAUCUCGGUCACUUCUAGAACAAGGGAUUAAACCAUCAUCUUUGGAACCCGAUAGUCAUAGUCCAUCUAGCCCUCCAACUUUAUAUCUGUGCUUCAAAUAUUUCACUUUCUACGAUGUGAUUUUGAAAUAUGACGCUGUUCGUAUUCAUCAGCUUUAUGAACAAGCUCGGUGGUCUCUUCUGUCUGGCCAGUUUGAUUGUACAGAGGAUGAGAUGGUUGUUUUUGCCGCCUAUCAGCUGCAAGCCGAGUUACAGUCUGCUGCUGUCAAUCAGCACUUAUGUAUCACAAACUUCCCAGAUAUGAAUAAUACAAAUCCUUAUUCAACUUUAGGUGCUUGUACAACUGUGAGUUCUAAUUAUGUAAAUCGUAGUCCAGUUCAUGCUACUUCGAGUCCCGACUUGGCAAAAAAGCACUAUCCGCUUUAUAAUAGUGGUGGGUCAGUUUCACAGUUACCUCGGAAUUUAUCUCCAAUCAGUUCAGCUUUGGUGGAUGAAAUACCGAGUAAUGUACAUAACGUAGGUGGUGUAGACGAAGUAGAUGAACUCCUGUCAGAACUGGAACAAUCAUGUGGAGUUGCCGACGAGUCUGAACCAGUAUCACGUACUCUACAAAAUGCGAUUCGACCAACUGGCCAUGAUAUGACGGAUACUUCUGAAGUACCUAGUCUUGAAGGUUCGAUUAAAGUAUUCCGAGAUCGCUCUCGCCUCCUAAAACGUUACAAAGCGUACUGGGCUGUUAUUGUAGAAGCUCGUCUGUAUUUAUUCAAAAAUAAAACACAAACAAAAGAAUGCUUAGCUGAGUAUUCACUUCGCGAUUGUACAGUCAGUUUUGAUGUGAGUGUUGCACAUCAAAAAUACAUAAUCAAACUAUCAGUUCCUUCUAUAUUGGAUCAAAAGACAAGUAAUGGUUCUCCUCUCACUCCUUCGGGUAACUCCUCUACACCUAGGGAAUUAUGCUCUACGCGAGAAGAAAUAUGGUUGAAGUUUGAUUCAGGUGAACAAUAUGCUUGUUGGUUAGCUGCAUGUCGUCUUGGUUCUAGGGGGAAAACAUUGGCAAGUAAGGUAGCCUACAGUAAAGAAGUUGAAGCCACGUUAGAAUUACUCAAACUUCAGAUGCCUGGACCAUCUCCAGCUAUGUCACUUUCAGAAUCUACAGCCUAUUUGGGUGAUUUGACAGAUUUCUGUAAUGAACGUAUUAUUCGAAAGGCACGUUCUAAAGAUACUCUAAGACAACGUAUCACUGAAGCUCAUGUAAACAUUCGUGAUCUUGGUUUAUUAGAAGCUAAAUAUAAAUAUAUUCAAACCUGGCAACGACUGACUGAAUUCGGUCGAAGUUACUUUAUUGUACAGUUUGAACGUGGGUUACUAGGAUUGCCAAAUACAAAUAGUGGAGGGUUAUUCAGUACUCCAAUGGAUGACAUUAUAGCCAUCUGUCAGGGUCGUAUUGAGGUUGUUUCUCCACAAACAGGCGAAGUUUUAUUAACUUGGAAUUUUUCUGAUCUACGUUCAUGGAAUGUUAAUUGGGAUGCUGAAAAAGUCAUUUUAGAGUUUCGCAAUUCACAGGUAACAUUUCGACCAUUGUCGACCAACUGUAAGACAAUCGUAGAAUUUAUUGGUGGGUACGUAUUUCUUAGUCAGCGCAAUUUAGAAAAAAGUCAAGAAGUUAAUGAACGUCUAUUUCAUCGCUUGACUGGUGCAAAUGAUUGAGUUCCUGAUUUUUUGUUAAUAUCUAGAAAUAACAUAUGCUGUUGCUUAGUUUCAAGUUUGUCACUUUCACACUCACUUUAUUGUCGCUUCCAACAAAGGGAAAUCCGAAAAUAUUUUGGUGACUUUUACAUUCUCAGUACUAUCAGUUCAUUUGAUUAGACAAGCGCAGGAUUGGAUUUAUAUUCUAUUUCAAAGACUGCUAUUUUCUACAUAAAUUCUCAAGUAAGCUAUUACCUUCAUUAUUAUCUGGCACUGCUAAAUGUGAGAUUUUUUUAUUGCUGCUAUCGUCUAAUCACCAUUAUUAUCGUUAUUGUUAUAACUAUUAUUAUUAUUAUUAUUGUUAUUAUUAUUACUAUUAUUAUUAUCAUUAUUAUCAUUAUUCAUUUCAAAUUCUGAUCAAUGAUUGAAGCUUUUUCUGUGUCCACUUCUCACAGUUGAAUUUAUUUCGUCUUUUUCUUCCCCAGUUUAACUGUCAGUAUUACCACUGUACAUUGAACAAAGUACUAUGUGGAAUUUAAAUAAUAGUAUUAAAUUCUAAUAAUUAUAUUCCAUUGUCUUUCAGAAUAAGCUUUGCACUUUUCUGUAAUUUUAAAUGUUGCCUUAUUGAUUUUAUGAGUAUACUAUGUUUGUGUUUAUAUAUCCAUAUGUGUUUUUAUGUCUAUCGUAUUUUAAAGGCGAUACCUAUGCAUGUAUAUGGAUGAAUUAAUCUAUCGUUUAGCAGCCGCUAUUUUUAAAUUGCUUUCUUUUGCAAGCAUUUCUCCAUUUGGCUAUAUGUUGGUCUGUUCGAUACAAGUAGUGAAGCAACGUCACUAACACUAUCCUACUAAAUAGAAAAAGGUAUCCAAUGCAACUAACUUAUUAAUAGUGACUCAGCGUUCAUCAGUGAUUAGCUUCAAGAAUUACCUAGUUCUAGUGAAAAACCAUGACCUUUGGGGUCAGUUCUGAUGGGAACAGGAAUGGAUGAUGGUCGCAACAUAUUACCAAUUGACUAAAAUUGAUUAGCAUGUAUUUAUUUCAGUUUUAUAGCUCAGUGUUAACUUGUUCGUCAUGAAGCCCAAAGGUUCUGUGUUCGAUACUAUAUUGGUUUGAGGGUGUAUCCUAUUGAGAUGUCUUGUAUUAGGACACGACAAUUUUCCAGUGUUUAUCAAUUCUUGGUGUUUUUCCAAUUCAUCUCAAUACAUGAAAACUGGCCUCAGAAACAAUUGAAUCAGUUUUGACAGUGAUAGACAAUGGAAUAAAAGAAAUUUACCUCCUCUUUAGGUAACGUUAUCAUUUUUUGGUAAUAAUAUUCUAACUCAAUAUUCUUUCGUGCUAAUCGCAAUAAGUUAUCUAAAUGGUUAUCAAAUUAUGGAUUUCCUACUCAUGAUGAACUAAAAUAUCUAUUAAACACGGGUUCAAAAGUUGCACCUGCGGUCGUGCUUAAAUUUAUAUUGAAACGAUCACUCAAAAAAAUACUCCAGUCCAUAAAGUAUGUCUGAAAAUCCACAAUAUCACUUGCAGGAACUAUCUUCUCAAUAGGCUUUUAACUAUGUAGUCGUAUGACAUGCCACCUGUCACACUGAUUGCAACAUCUACUAUUAUUUGCUAACAUUCUGCUAACCUCAAGAAGUUUUAUGAGGUGAACGUCUUGUGAUUGCUUUUUUACGUUAUUCAUCUGUUGUGGGAGUUACAUUUGAGGAUUCACAAGUAAAGCGUGAGGAUUAAUGCCAAUGAUCUCUAGAAUGGCAAGGAUGUGAACUCUAUUUUACGCUGCCAUACUACAGUUACAUCCAAAUAUCUUCGCACAAAUGGAGACUUGUUCAAACUGUGGCUUUUAUUUUGAAAUUACUCAGUGUUUUGGCAACCAUUUUUAGUUGUAUAUUUUAUUGGUAGCUAGUGCUAAUAAUAAGUCAGAAUGAUAAUCAAACUAUUUUUCAUUCUCCUUCAGUGUUUAUUUGGUUGCCUACCUACUCUUAUUGUGCCAAGAUUUUUGGGUGUUGCCUCUCUCUCUCUAUAUAUAUAUAUAUAUGUAUAUAUAUAUAGAGAGAGACAUUUUAAGCGGUAUUUGUUACUUUAUGGUAGUUGGUAGGAUAGACGUAUGGCUAGGUCAUUGAUUUUUCUUUAGGCUGUGAAUAUAUGUUUUACGGCCUUCAGAUUACUUGAUUAUCCAUCAUAUUAUUUGUUUAUUAUUUUAGUGUUAACCGUUUGUGUGCGUGCGGCGUGUAUUUUGAAGUGUUGUUUUUUAAUGUGCAUGUAUGUGUUAUAAGUGUACAUAAUUACUACGUCUAAAAAGAUACACAGUAACAAGAAAAUUACUCAGCAUUUUAAAUAAAAAGCUUACUAGUUGAAGAAAGCAUUAGAGAAAGAUCUUAUAGAUAGUUGUGUUUAUCCUGUCUUUACCUUUUCCAGGUACAGUGGUUCUUAACUCUUUCGAGAUUUAGAAUCAGCACUUCAUAGCUCAAGGUUGUUCUAGAAUGAAAAUCAACGGUCUAAAUACAAUUAUGAAAUAGCUCCUAAAAUCUCCUGUUAUAGUAGACUACUGAAUGAUUGUCGGAUAAAUCAAUACCUAAUUGGAAUGUGUGGGACGUUAGAUAUUUUCUAGGUCAAUAUUACGAGAAGUAAGACGUUUUCCCUUGAAGAUUAUUGAAGUGUAAAUUUCAUUCAAUAAGGUAUUUCACCUAAUAGUUAUGGUCCGUUCUCAAUGCUUUCACGUAAAUCAUACAUACCUGAGGUAAAAUGGUAUCGAUUAGAACAAAAAACUCGCUUUUAUAGUUUUUUAACAUUAGUGAGUCAUAAUUCUUUUUUUAAUUAGUAUUCAUUAUCCUACGUAGUGAACUAGACUACUGUUGCGAUACUCAGGCCGAAACAGGUAUUUUUAUCAAGGGAUUAAUCCCCGAACAUUUGACCUAAGGAUCUGAUUCAAAUGGCAGUGGAGCAACAACAGAAGAUUCAGUCAUUCGUUCCCUCAAGAUCCUGGAGCUCAUGUUUACGCAUAGUUUAUAAUCAAGGUUUUUCAACCCUUAGGUAAACCCUGUGUGUCCACCAGAUUUACAAUUUCCAUCAUCUCAUUUCCCUAGAAAAAUCCCUACCAUGUGAAGGCAAUGAGUAGUACUUCUGUGGCAGAUGGUGGGAACCCGUCACCGUAUAAGAGCAUUUUGAAGAGAGCGGACUAUUUCUACCCAAAUCCGUACUCCAGCAUUUGAGGCCAGAAUGUAAGUUGGUAAUUCAAAUAACUUACUAAUGGAAACACUUUAUAGAGCGUGUUUAGAUAUUGGUACGGUGUUUCAGCGGUGUUAAGGUUGGUCAAGCCUUAUCCGGUGGAACCGAGUGGCUUUUCUGGAAAUAAUUUUCGUUUCUCAAGGCUCACAAACCCAUUGAGGGGUUUGGUUUUGUAGCGUAAUUGUUACUUCCAGGUCUUGGUGCGCAGGUAUCGCACCAGGGGCAAGUAUAGUUUACAUAGAUAUCCGUAACAUAUAAGUUUUCACCCAUGCAUCCCUUGGUAUACUCAUAGGUGUAUUUACCAUGUGAGCAAAUAUACGCCACAUGCACACCGGUAACAUACAUGUUUUCACUCAUGCAUCCCAUAGCAUACAUAUAGGUAUAUUCACCCACCCAGUAGGGUAAAUAGUCACCGCUCCCUUCGAAUGUAUUUGCUACAGCUGACUGUUACUUACAUGUUACAUGUAUAUCACUGGUACAAAGGCUUUCUCCACUGCACUUUAUGACAUACACAUGAGCAUAAACAUAUUUUUUUCAUUAUGUCUUCGACCUGAAGGGUUAGGCCGCCGAUUUUACUUGAGAUAAGGCAUAAAUUUUUCAACCAACGUUCCUUGUGCUAACCUACUCGUGUACCCUUUGUAUAUAGCUGGGUACAUGAACCCCAAAAGCCGAGGCUCAUGCAAUUUAUAUACCUAAGCAUACACAUCAAUUAGCCCGUAAGAUUUAAGAGAGCCUCGUAAAUGGAACCCAGAUAACCCGGUUUACAACAGUGGUGGAUUAGUCUGAUCUCACCGACCGCCCAAAUUAGCCAGCUCGAUUGCCCUCACUACCCAGCAGUGCCAGUCUGAGGCUUUGAGUCGGAUUUCGCUGCCUUGCCAUUGGUAUGUUUCUUUAUAUCCUAUUUGAAUCAAACCAAACAAUAAUCAAUAUCCUUAGGUCUCCACACAGACACGUUUCUGUAAAUAAGUUUCCAUAGAGUUCCACUAUUGUUAUAUAUACUGUUAUAUAUUUCAACUGAUAUCAGUCGCAAAUAUCUUUUUAAUAUUUUCUGAAUUUUUUUAUAACUCUCUUUCUGCACUUCAUAUUGUUAGAGUACUUGUUUAUUUAGUAGGUAUUUUCACAGGUUUAUUAUAAGAGAAUAAAAAUGUUUUGAACUUGCUAAAUGACUUAAUAUGUAGACUUGUGUAGACUAAGAUAAGUUCCCAUUCAAGAACUGAUUUUUAAUUAAAUCGAUAUAUAAAUUAGGUUUUCAUGAAUUAAAUGUGAGCUAGAUAUAUAUAUUUAUAGCUGUAUACAAAUAUACAACAGGAAACAGAGCAUUUCAGUGGUUUAAUUUACUAACUGUGACCAUUUGAUACUUAUUCAUUACAUUUAUAAACUUUUUCAGGCGUAAGUAGGAGUAAUCUAUGAAAGCUUAUAAAUAUUAUUGUAUUAGGUGUAGCUUUGAUUUAGGACAUAAGUACUGGUAAACAUGUAUCAAUAGCGCUUAAUUCCUACUAUGGGAGCGUAGUACGAAUUGAAUCCUUCUAUACUCUCUGAUUCUUAGUGCUGGAGAUACAAAAUACACAUCUUCGGGGUUGUGAAAAUGGUCAUAUAUUUCCGGUUUUUGAAGAUGCUAUGAUCAUAAUCCAUGUCUCGAAAAUAUACUGUUAGAUGGUCAUUUUUAUACAGAGGCUUUGAACUAUACUGGCGAGGAUCAGGUAGUUCGUUUUGAUGGUGUAAAUAGUUUGAUUUCCUUCAAACUUGGCCCAUUUUAACUUUAGUGAAGUCAUAGACUAGUAAAAACUGCACACAAAGUCUCACAGUUUAGUCUGUACCUAACUGUAGUUUACAGAUUUGGCAAAAUAUUUGUAGUAAUUUCAUUGAAAACCGUCAUUAAGAUAUUUCGAAACGCAUUUUCAAUGAAGGGAAUAAUACUAUGACUUUAUAGGCUAUGGUCCACAAGCUCUUCAAAUAAGGUACCCGUUCUAACCCGAGUUUUCUCCAAACUUCUUAGCAGAUUAAUUGUUGGAUAGUGAAAAGGGCUAGAGAUAUCCAGUGAAGUUUUCUAUCGUUUUUGUAUCUUCCUUUCUUUUUUUUUAUCUUGUUCUGCUAAUUCUCACUCUAAAAACUGAAAUGAUACAUUACGUUCUUAUAGUUCUAUGUUUUUUUCCAAUUGGUAUCGUACACUAGCUAAUGAAGAUAUCCUUUUGGGGAGUUCAUUUUCACUACUACACAACCACAAUUUCAUAUCCUUCCUAAAACACUUUCCAUAGUUUCAAUAGACAUAAUUAACUUAGUAAAUAGCUAAAAAUUUGUAAGCCUUUUUCAACGCUUUUAAUUUUGAAAUUCAUUAGACUGGUAACAUUCUUAAAGUAGGUCUAUAUAAAAACUUCAAAUGGUCGCUAUUUUCAGCCUCAUUUGUACGAAAGUUCAUGGGUGCGUAUUGAUAAAGUUCUAGAAUGAAAAAAUCAAACAAGUGACUUGAUUUUUAUCCAGUUGUUCAGUUUAUAGGAAAAACCUUUGUUGUUAUUUUGAAUGUACACUGAGGUUGUGUUUUGUUAGAAGCAAAAUGAAUGAUUUCUGUUUCUUUAUUGAAUCAUAUUCUAUUUUUUGUUAAUUUGGAAACAAACUUAUCAUAGCGUGUUUUCCAAAAAAAUCCUAUUUAAUGUUCAUCAUUUUAACGUAUUGUUGAUUGGUUUUCUGAUUUAUCUUGCUCUCAUUCUUCCAAUAAAUUGACCAAUAGAUACCCACACUCAUAAAACAAGGACAGGGUUAGCCUACUUUAUUUUAGAGACAUGUUUUUAUUUCCUUAAAGGUUAGGGUCAACGUAAAUUUUUCGGUCUUGACGAUUUAUCGAUGAACUUUCUUCAUUGUUGGGGCGAACAAUAUACUUGUGCUUUGGAAUAUAAAUGUCAAGUUCAUUGUGAAUGGGAAAAAAAUUAUUAGAUCUUUUGCAUUUUUGUUACUAAACUGAGAAAGAUACUUAACAACUCGUAUAUGUUACAUCCAUGACGAACACUAGUAAUUUGUUUAUGUGGGUAUUUAAGAAUUUUUGAAAUAAAACAGCAAACGACUUAGCGCUAGUAAUGAGGUGUUAUGAAAUAUACAUCUCAAAGGAAGCUAGUCGUAAAAGAGUCGACUCGGGAAUUCCGAGGAUCAGAAAAUUAUCUAAUAGCGUUCAUUAUUGUCUGGUUUCAUCUGAAUAACCAAACUGAACAAAUUCAGACAAGCCAUCUGUCACUUAGUAGUUGUUGUUGAUGAGCAGUUGUAAAUGAUAAUAUAAUUUCUAGCACACAAAAGUAUUAAUAGAUUUAUGGGUAGUCUAUUUGGUGAUGUAACGUCUAAUUAAUUUACUAGCUAAACUUCAAGGCACUAAAUUUCACGUGCAUACUACUUUUAUGCUUAUUUAAAUUCCACUGGUUACUGCUUUAAACUAUUUGGAUGCAAUAUUUCGUCAGGUUUUAAGAAUCGACAGUUUGCAAAGAAAUUUCAAAGGAUGAAAUAAAGAGUAAUCUGAGCUAUUCGAAAAGCAUCCAGUCACACAUAUUUCAUACACAGCAGAUAAACCAUUUAGAAAAACUUACAAAUAUUUAAAGGUUUUGGAAAUCAGUCAAACAUUCAAUCGUAUGGAUUUAAAAAUAGUAGCUUUUCAGACAAACAGGGUGUUAAUGUCACUUUGUACUUGAUCUUAUCAUUCUGAACAACUCAGCACUUGCUUCGAUAGCAUUCGAUCUGCACUAAUAAUAAGGACUAGACACGCAUAACAUUGAUCGCUACCCAGUGAUCAAUCAGUUGUUAUUACAUCUCAGUCUUACAGGAGGUCGGUCGCGGAUCGGAUAGCUCAGUGGUAACGUCUCUGACUGUGAAGCUGGGUGACACGAGAUCGAAUCCUCCAGGGAGCACCAGUUCCCUCAAGAUUACAGGUACACCUUGCUGACGAGUGCCAAGUAGCACGAAACCCGGGUCCAGGGUUUCCUGUCGACUACCUCGAACCACCAUCUAAUCUCACAAUAGUGCACGCAGUGUUGAGUCACCUAGGCUGGUGGCCACACUGCAACAUGGUCGAUAGCAUUCGAUCUGCACUAAUAAUAAGGAAUAGACACGCAUGACAUUGAUCGCCACCCAGUGAUCAAUCAAUUGUGAAUACACUUAACAUUGCGUCAAAUGAAUACCAAACAAACAACCUAAGGAAAGUUUAUCACAUAUAUGUGAAUAAUUCGAACACGAAACAUUGAUGCUUCGUUGUGCGUGUGUAGGGAAAAUUUAGUUCUAGUUUGUAGACAUUUUAACCAAUUUGGACGGAUAGGUUCUGUUUCAUUGUAAGAAAUGAAAUGAAGAAGUGGCUUUUGAUUAUCUCAGAUAAGGAACAAAAACAUAGUCGGUAAUAGUUAUAUUGAAAGAUCGCUUAAGUUUAGAAAAUCAGUUAAUUUAUUUUUGAAACGAAGUUUUCUGAUGAGUUUAGGAGUAAUUUUACUCUUUGGUAUACAACAGUUGGGCAAAUAGAUGACGUUUUUUGGUCUUAAAAAUUUUCAUUAGCAUACGCAGAUGAUUUUUCAGGACUGAAAAUAAGAUUAUUGAGGCUCCAAAGUAGGAAAAUUAGUUUAUCUAACAUUGGCUUAUAUUAUAGCGGCUGAUUGUGAAACAACUCUAGUUCAUACGUUUUAACUUCAGUAUGAUUAAUUCAAUAUUGUUCGACUUUCACAAAACAGGAAUCAUGACUCAUCAACUAGACUCAAAGUGGUCUAGAUUGCCUCUCCGACAUAGACUUUGAAAAAUAGUGUCUAGAUGUAAACAAAUAUGUUUGUUUGUAUUCGGUGUUUUUCCUCUGUAUCUAGUCUUUGAGGAGGACUUAGUGGGAGGUGGUUCGUUUUGUUUUUAAUGGAAAACAUCCCAAAAGGAGGUGUAUGAUGUGUUUACUAUGACGAACGAAGUUCAACCACUAUAGUUGUUCCAUUUUAAGUUGCCACUAUGUUAUUUUAACGUAAAAAUAUAUCGUCUACUAAUAACAUAUAGCGAAAGUAUUCAAGAUACUGGGGUAGAACUUAACUUUGUAUCAAAUGAGCGGAUAGGUAAUCAUGUAAAGUUUUAUCGAUCUGUUGUCGAAAGCUUGCAUACUGGCUGCGGAAAUUCCAUCAGAUUUUAUAAGAAAUUUGUUUAAAAUAUUGCUUGAAAGUGCACUGAAAAUGACUCGAAUGCUCGUCCUUAGUUUGGAAAGGAUAGCUAGUGAAACGCUCGCUUUUUAAAAAUAACAAUAUAUUAUCCCUAAGCAAUAACUUUCAUUCCUAAGUUAGAGGUCUUAUAUACUGAUAUCAAUGUAACCGUGCGACAAUCGACUAUAUAUAUAUAUAUAUAUAUAUAUAUAUAUAUAUAUAUAAGCGUGUCUGUUUUAAAUUAUAAAUGAAUUAUUUUGAGUUCGUUUUAAUAGCUCUGUAAAUAUUCAAAUAACCAUGGAUAUUGAAAAUCUUAUUCAGUUACACGCCAUACUUUUUACUGUCUUUUUUAUGAUAUUGCAGUCGUAAAUCAUGAAAGUGUUCAGGCUGUAUGCACUUCACAACCAUUUAUAUCAAGAUGAUUUGCUGGUAUUUCAUUCUCUUCAAGUUCAUAACAGAUAAAUAUAUAUGAUUUGAGUUUUCAAUGUCAUUAGUUGAUUAUAACUAGUGAUUGUUUUAACAAUAUACUAUUGCCUUUCGUAUUAUUGUCAUCAAACGGCAAUCAGCAGCUUAUUGACUGUGUCUCUUGAUUAGGAGAUAUAACACCUAAUACUCCAUAACCUUCCUUUUUGUCAUUCUCUAAAGUUAAUAUUCCUCAGCAUAUUCCAAAUUCACUUUAGAUAUUUUAAUAACGGUCAACGUUUGUUAUUAAAUUUUUGUUUCUAUUCAAUAAAAUAAUAUUUAAAUUUGUCGGUAAGAGAGCAUAUGAUAAACUUUUUUAAAGUUUCAUUGGAAUUUGUUUGCGAAAAAAACAGUAUUUCGUUUUUUCAAGUAUGUAGACUAUUGAUUUGCGUAGUUAACUGAUCAUAUGAAUCUGAUCACAGGAAUAGUGUUUUGUAUCACGGGUGCACAGCUUGUGAAAAGAAAUAAGUGGACGUUAUUUUAUAUAAAUUAUAUUGUAGUUGGCUAGUCUGUUUUAUUACUUAUGGUUACAAAUACCCUAGUGAAUUUAGCUCCCAGCUAUUCAUUGUUAGUUGCUAAUUUUCAUUUUUAGUUGUAAGUGCAUCUUGUGUGUUCACACUCAGUCAUCGACCUACAUAUCAUUUAGCAGUCCUGCCCUGCAGAUUCCCAUAAGCACACUCUCCACCCCACUCCCCCAGAGAAAUCGUACCCCCUAACCCAGUGAAAAAUUACUGACGACUGACCAAUAUAUAUGUACAUAUACUUUAUCAGGGUAGUGAUUGUAUAUACAGUAAAAAAAUUUUUCGCUUAUCUUAUGCUAUAGCUAUUGAAGAAUUUGUAACUGAAGUGGACAUCGUGUGGGAAAGGAUGAAUAAUUGUAAAUGAGAUAGAACUUCUGAAUGUUAGUUGGAGUUUCAUUCUCAAUAGGGGUUGUAGAUGUUAUACAAGAGCUGCCUAAAUAUCCACAACUCCAUUAAGUUAUAUUUGGUCUCAUUUGGACUUUUAUAUCAUAGUCCAAGUUAUUGGGAAUCAUAUUGAAGGUAAAUAAAUAUUCUAAUUUAAUUUUCGCACACUACAUUAAGAGUUGGACACUUUUACUCCAGAUGAAUUCAGAAGAUACUCAGAUUUUUGUUUUUUUCCACAUGGUCUGUACGUUUAAACAUAGUCACCGGACUGUAAUCAGUGAUGUGAUCAUUAGUGCUGACUGAAUUUUGUCGAUUAAGGUGAGAGUAUAACUACCAAGGCUAGUGACAUGACACAGAAUUAGUCAGUAGUCAUAAGCAACGUACAAUCUAGGGCAUAUAUGGAUCAGUUCAAGCUACCGCACCAUAUCAGCACAGAGAAAUGAUAAAGUAGUAGAAAUAGUGACAGUACCAGUCGUACCAUGAAAGACGAUAUGAUUCGAGGAAAAAUUUGAAUAUGUGAAAUAGCAAAGGAUCAGAUAAUUUUAAAACUCAAGGUUUAAGAACAUACGAAGAGUGAAUACAUAUGCGCUAUUGCAGUUGACUGAACCAUGUCACCCAAAGCCAGCAAUCAUUCCAUCCCAACUAGUUAGUCUGGAAAUACCAAUACGACCUAGUCCAACAGUCAUUGACUAAUGGGUCGAUGCCACGCAUUGGUUUGGCUGUUCUACACCAAAUAUUACUUGGUGAGGCAGGCGGUGUUUGGGCAUACGUAAUACCUAUCCCAACCACCUCAAGUAAUUAAGAUUUACUACCUCAUAAACCGAAUAGCCUUAAUAACUUUGUAACCUGCACCCAACAUAUGCGGGUAAUGCUUCGAAGGUAUAUAUGAUCAAAUACUGGUAACCCACGAGUAUCCUCUUUUCUUAAUGACCAUGUUUCACAGUCAUAAAGUAAAGCAGAAUGAGUUGCCUCAUAGUUAACUCUUUCAGCAGUUAGGAGGUCAUCUGACCUACACCAUAAGUGAUGCAAGUUGACAAAAACCAAAGAGGCUUCCCGAAUUCGUGCCAAGAUUUCAUCAGACCACUAAGAUUGAUGAGAAACCCAGGAUAAGUGAAGCUGUCGACGCACUCAAAUAAUUCAAUCUCUACUGUUAGUUUAGGUGUUGACGCAGACCAGUCUUGAAGCAAAAUUUCACGUUUACGAGGAAAGAAACUCAUCUCAAAUGUACUUGCAUUGUGGCUCAAGACGAUCAGAAGAUUGGACUUUGUUACCUCAUUCACUAAGCGGAACUAUAUCAUCUGAUAAUUCUAACUUAAUACGCAAAUCCCCUUGUAGGAAAUCAAUUCCUGAAAAGUCAGACGAUGAAGGCGUUAUCUCAGAAAGAGUGUCUAUAGGGAAAAUGGAAAACCAUGGAGAACACUAUCUGAUGAUAUCAAUUAUCAAGGAAGUGUGCUAUAAGCUCUGAUGUGAAGAAUAUUUUUCUAGUAGAGAGCCUUUAAAAGGUUGAUGUACAUUUUUAGUAUCCGUUUUAAUGAGAGGCUACCAUACGACUUAUCGAUCAACAGAACCGAAAGCUAUUUAAAGGCAAAGAAAUAUCACUAGACGGGCUUUGGUAGGUAUGUCUAUAUUUCAAAAUCCAACGAAGGGUGAAUAUUUGAUCGGUACAACCAUAUUCACACCUGAAGUCAUCUUUGUCUUCUUUGGUUCUCUGUUCACAAUUCCUAUUAAGCGCCAGAGAAUUGUAAUAUUCUAGAUGCUAUGGUAGUCGAACUGAUUUUUCUGUGCAUUUUGCUCCUUUUAGAUGAACUAGGAUGAUCAGUGGUUGAGACCAUUUAGGUGGAAUUAUGUUUAGUUCCCAGAUUCUAGCCAAUAUUUCAGCCCAUCUGAUUGCCUAAGCUGGGCCAUCAUUCCUAAGGAUCUUCAGGGUUAAUAAAUCGGGAUCAGCUGCCCCCCUUUUCGACUUAUUUUAAUCUCCCGCUCUGUUUCAUAAUAGUUAGAAACCUGAGAACAGUUUAAGUGUUCCUAAAAGAGUUCUGACCAUCUUUCUAGUCGUCUGAGCUGAGAGUAAAUCAUGGUUACACGUUUUUUAGAAAUAGUCCUACUAACAGCUGAAUUUCUGAUACCUUCUUUGGAAAGUUGUCUACUAUUACCUACCACUGCUCUUUCUAUCUCUCUUGUUUUCGCUUACAACCACUGGUCGCGAUCGUUAGGUACACCUUUUAUCAGUUUAUGUUCAAAUAGCCUUCGCUCCUCAUUUUAUUCGCAGCCUGAUAGAAUGUCUCUUAGCGUCGACCAAUUCAAUUGACACCAUUGGAAUUCACUGACUUCUAAUAAUAUUUUGGUUUAAGUCACUGAUAGACAUCACAGCUGUUCGGAUACUAUGCCAACCCACAUUGAGGUGGACACCAUUUCGAUGGUUGUUGAAGGACAUCUCUAGUUCUUCCUGGAGUAUUUCCUUGAGUUUUUAUCAAUAACUGGGCACUAAGGAAUCUUCCUUCCAUGGAUUUCCUGCAUCCAGUAAAACGCUAGUAGAUAUGUGCUCGCACAAGAGCGUGAUUCGAGUUUAAACAUGUGCUUCAGAAAGAUCGACGAUCCCAUGUUGAGCCUCUGAUGAUAAACGAAGACGAUAUGGUUUAUUUGAGUCCAUCAUUGAGUCGAUUUUGAGGAUCGCUAUGCCAGACAAAAUCUCUUAUGCUUGGAGUUGCCAUUUGCUAUAGAUAAACUAUUUCCUGAGGAUAGUAGCACUAGACGGCAGUCGUUGCCUAUUUGUUGACCAGUACACCGUAGUACCGAACUAAGUACCUUUCAGUUGAAUAUAGACCACCUACUUAUCCAAUGAAACUACUGCAUCUGAGUGUUUGUUUUUUUGAAGGACAUCAGAAGGCAUUGUGUAAAAAUUAUUGUGAGCAUGGGCAGAGACGACGAAUAGGCAACAGUGCGCUCUCCUCACCUUCUGAGUUCCUACAGUCUCGUUUAGUCGGACAGUGCACAAGCAACCGUCUAAUAUAAUCCAACACGGAAAAGCCUGUUUUGGUUUUAAACUUGACUCUAUGCCUACGUUAGGAAGGCCACGAGAAGUAGCGUUCAAGAUCACAAAUACAGGGUGGGUAAAUUGUUCCGGUUUCUCAAAUUGACGAGGCUAGGUCAAGCGAGCCACAAAACCUGAAUACCGUAUGCGAGUUUUGCAGAUGCAGCCAAUGGCUAGUGAAGCUUGUUCUCCGAUUUAGCAUUACGUCCGAACAUUGAAAUGCCUAACACUUAUUCUAGACAUCGGUUUAAGGAAACUAGGAGUAGAGUUUCGUGAACCCAAUUUUUUAACGUAUAUGGUGCCUGAAGACAAAGAUAGAGUUCUAGGAGAAGGGUUGAUAGUGGGGAUAUGAGAAACGUCAAGAAGUGACAAAGAUUUUUUCAGGAACAAGAUGCUCUCGUGUAGUUCAAGAGAUGUAAGAGCAGUUUUCAGUUCCGGGUUGUCCAUUACGUGGAAGAAUUCUAGAGGGACCUGAAAAGGAAGCUGGAUUGGUAAUUGUCUUAGUGACUCGAGGUGGUGAACUCAGUGUUCAAGGAACAAUCUGUUUGAGGCACGUUACACAUGGUUUUCUUGCAAGUGGUUAUAGAUAUGCUAGCUCCGUACAUUUUGCAGGCCUCAUAGCAGGCGAUGGAAACCCAUGAAAUAAAGUGAUGUGUAAUAUUUUUAGGGUCUAUCUUUUAUGAUCCCUUCCACCCGUUGUGGGAAUGCAGUAUCACUGGAGAUGCCAAUUGUUUACUAUCCCACCUCUGUACAGUCACUAGUACAACUUAGCCCUCAGACGUUAGGUUGGUGCUUUAGUCUUACCACUAUCAAACAGACUUGUCUGGAAUGGUAGGACCUAAAGGAACAAGUAUUCCUAUCAGUAUGGCUCGAUUGUAUCAUUAUUAACGGAAAGGCCGACCGCCACGUCAAAUUAGCAGUUACGGCAGGAUUACGAAUCGAAAUAUCAUUUUGGUAACUGUUUUGUUCAUUUUGCGUGCUUCGAAUAAAAUCUACUAGAGAAACAGUAUUGAACGCUAGUAAGUUACAAAUGACGUCUCUACUUGGAAUAGUAACAUAAGUUCCAGUCUCAUUGAUAGCAUGAGAUUUCUGAAUGCUGUAGAUAGAUUUUGGUUUCAAAGUCCAGACAAACCCAAAACUUAGUUAUAUCUAUAUACUAUCUAGGUCGGUGGGAUCUAACCAUUUUACAGAUUAUUCUAGGCCUGUGAUUACUAUUCGGCUGGUACGUUUCAGCGUUUAUCCAGUUUAUGUACACUGGAAGUACAGAUAUGAACCUAGAUAACUUUAUUGUAAAUUACUAUCUAGUGAAAAUUUGAGCAGAUACACGUAUUUUCGCAAACGAAAUUUUCAAGUGAACAGGUGUUUUCAGUUACUUUUUCAGGGCCUGUAUUUAUAAAUCUAUAAAUAUUAUGUUAAAUUAGGCUCUCUCUCUAUAUAUAUAGUUGGAUUAAUCAAUUAUAAUUUGAAAACUAUGAACUUCGCGUCUUUUAUGCUUUGAAUACCUACAAAUACAUCAUUGAAAUUUAAAUGUCAUAUAAGAAAGGGUAAGUAAAAAAAAUGAUGUACAUUUUCUUUAUGUACUCGUAUAGUGGAUAGGAUGUCCGUUCCUACAUGAUAGUCAGAUAAAGCUGUAUGCGCACCUGGGAAGUAUGCUUAUUGUAUCAUACUAUUUGUUGAAAACAAAGGAAGGACUAAAUGUGAACCACAGCUUCUAUAUAUAGAUGAGUUGAAUGCUGAGAGAAUAUCUUUUUUUUAAAAAAGUACUUGUCAGUUGAGUUUUCUAUGUAAAUUACUUGGAACUAGUAAUUGUAGGUGGCUGCAGCUAUAAAACACCUUGUUCACUUUUUUGUAUUUCCAAAUUCUCACUGGUAUACACGUUGUUCUCCUAGUCGAUAGAUUUUAAUAAUUGCAUAUUCGUUUUCCACUUUAACCAAAUCUCUUCAUAUGGCCUUAAAAAAUGUUGAUCAAUUUCGUCGUAACACUAUUUUUGUUUCUUUUUAUCUCUAAAAGGAUAAGACUUUGGUAUACAUAGUAUGUCUCGUGUAGUACGCCUGCCUAACCAGAAAUCCAUAAGCAGACGGAAAUAUAAAUAAUAAUUUUUUCUGUCUGUCUCUCACUCACUAUUAAAAGUACAAUCUUUGUGACUAAAAAAUUUAGAUUUUAGUGACAUUCAAAAAUGUGUAGAAUGCUAAUGCGGGCCAUCACUUUGUUGAGACCUACCAUUGUUAAGUAAAACAAAACAAAGAGAUCAACAAUGAUAGCAAAAUAUUUUUUAAUGAAACGAAUCAGAUAUUUUGCUGACCUUUUGAACAUUUAUGGUAUUCUGUUGACUGAAUAAAUCAGCAUAGUAAAAUUUAUCUUAAGUAACUAGUUUAAUCAUAAAUGACAUGUUAAAGUUUAAGAGAGAAAUAUGGUGUAGUUGAAAAUAAUUAUUCAAUAGACAGGAAUAUCGGGCCCACAUAACAAUGGGAAUUAGGACUUUCAGUCAAUGGAGAUCUUUAUUUUCUCAAGAAGUUGUAACCAACUAUAUCAUUCUAGUUCUAUUUCCUAAUCGCUAUGAAUUCAUGAUAGAAAAUUAUGUCGGGAUGAAUGAUAGUCAUAAUAACAUAUUUUGUUUAGUAAGUGAUAACAAAUAAAAGGUCAGCAAAGGUAGAUUUCAUUGUAUGUCAGGAAACCUUUUGACAAGAGAGCGAGGUGAAAUUACAUUUAAAUGAGUGAAUCAGUGUAAAGAAGAAAGCACUUGCAAAGAAGUUUAAAAUCUAUGAGUCCAAAACAGGGGAAUGGUUUAUUGUACCGACUCAAAGCCAUAGUCGGACAUCAACGAAUACACCACGACUGCUCACAAUUUAGCACUCUAAAAUGCAGCAUGCACUUAUUAUCAGAAAGGAGGGAAAGAAGUAUGCUUAUGAUUACUCAGUCAUAAGAAGUGAAUACCCUAACAGAGUUCCGCAAUUUUACAGUAUCACUCUCUGUUGUCUGCAAAUGGAAAAUCCAGUCAACCAGGAGGAAUACGAAAUGUAGCCAAGAAACCUUCAGGAGUGUUGACACUAUUAACCUUUUUUGACAAGGAUCUCAUAACACUUCUUUGAUGUUUUGAAUUAUUUGAAUUGUAGUAUGAACUAAGAAUCCCCGAAAUAACGCAAUUGAAUCAAGAAGUAUAAGACAAGCACGAACGAAUGUAUUGUAUUUAGAAUUCGAAAUCAAGCAUUCAACAAGUACAAAGAAAUCAUCAGUUCAUUCAAACACCACAAUUUCAUAGGACGGUGAUAUAGCAGGCCUUAAAUUCAUAGGUUCGUGUAUGAUCUAAAAGGCUAAUAUGUAAAUUUUGCUGACUUGUUAAGUGGAUUUUAAUCAUGUUUAUUUUGUGUAUAAUAUUUUGCAUGUAUAUGUCUAAUUACAUUACGUAAAAUGACUUAUUUCUGACCAGCUAUUUCAUCAUUUUUGUUAUCUAUUCAUUGUGGGUUUGGAUCAGUCGUUUUUAAUUUGUGGCAGUUAUCAUUCAGUCAUAUUCAAUCUACACAUUUAAUCUUAAUUCUCAAAAUCAUACAGCUUUUUGACAGUAAUGACAGUAAAGAUUAUUUUGAUAUCUAUGUCUCAAUGGUGGAGAUUACUCUCAAAAAACUUCUGUUCAACUAUUUGGCGAAAAUCGUCUAGAUAAAAGUAACCAAAAUCUUUUGACAUCUUCAAAUUAUUGUAAUAAAAAUUAUCAUGUGGGACUCCCUAAAAUUUAUGAUGGCUUAACUUAUCUAAUAAAAUAAUAAAAUGGCUGAGGUAGCCGAACUGAUAAUUUUAUUACAAAACCAAUCACCGAGUUCUAACUAGACGAAUUUUAGAUGAUAGGACUAUUAUUUUGGAGACUAAAACAGAUAUUUAAGUAAACAGUAUCAGAUAAAUAUAUCACUUUGGUAAAGUGAUUAUUCAAUCUGAUAGAUCACUGGAAAUUCAGGAUUGAAGAUAGGAUUCUAUUCUCGUUACGUAUGUGAUAUUACACAACAUUCACUGGCCUAAGGGCAUUCUUUAAGACAAUUUGCUGCAUUUAGAAGGAAACAAGAUAGCCGAAAUCUUGAUCAUAAUGUGAAUUAGCUAGUUCAGGGAACCAUGAGAUAUUGUCUUCUGCAAAGUAAGACAAAUAAUAAGCUUUUAAACAGUAAUUCGAAAGAUGAGUCAUCAGUUUGUGGCUUUAACGGGUAAAAACAAUUAUUGACUAUUAGAGUUACAGAUAGUUCGUAGGUAACUUAGCUUUAAUUUCUUCUAACCGCAUAUCACAUAAGCUAGAGUUAUCAUCAGUUUUCUGCCGUGGACAUAUCUGUUGUACUAUGACCCGAUAUAAUGAGAAACAAAUAUAAAAAUGAGGAUGUUAUGGAUGAUGUCAUCCCAUCACAUAUAACAGCUUUUGAUGUUGGUUCACAUAGACCCAUGACCUUAAUAAAAAAAAUUGAUAGAAAAGCAUUAGUCAGUGAUAAGGAUUUGAUUGUAUGAGAUUAGCGACUGAUUGUUUACAGUUAAGUCAUUUCUAAUUUGUUUUUAUUAUCCUACUACUUAAACUGUACUGGUAAUUAAAAACAGCUCCACUAACUAUACUUCAGUUUACUGUUUUAUUGAAUUAACAGGACUUUGAUUUGACGAAUGCCGUACCUGUAUUUUUACGAUUAUCUAGAAACGACAUCUAUGCAUAAUUAUCUGAUUGGUUAUCUGGUUAAUAAUUAGCGUUUGCCAAAGUUUUAUUGAUUUCAUGUGUAGUUAUGAUAAACAGAGAUAAAUGUAUAACAAGUCUAAAUAUUUAAGUGGAUUGGGGGGGGAGAAUCAUAACGUUUAGCUUAUCAAUCUGUAAAUCGUAGUAAUUUGUAGGUGGACUUUGUUUUGUUUUGAGAAACGAUUGAAUAAAUCACAUAUACAUAUAAUAUUUUAAAUCAUUCGUCAUAUUACUGAAUCUAACUAUUGAGUAAACUAGAUAUUCCUAGUGUUAUUGACAUCUACUGAAUAACAUUACUUGGGUCAUCUCGCUUUCUCGUCAAAGGUCCGGGGAAAUUUUAACUAAAGGUUUUCAACUUGUGAAAUUUUUUAAUGGUUAAGAACGGCAUUCACGGCUCGUUUAGGGGAUAUAAAACCUUAUUUUAAAUCUUUCAAUCAUUUCCUUUAGUUAGCAAUUUACUAUUAACAUUGUAAGAUUCUUGAAACCGAAAUACAAACAUGGUGUUUAUCUACAGAUUUCAUUGAAUUUUACUGAGUUUUGGUUCUCUUUUCCGUUCUGUACAUCCAUAUUACGAAAAACAAUAGUUCAUGUUCAAGAAUUUUUUGUUCGAACACAAUUGGUCUAGGAUGAUUUCCCUCUGUCUGAAAUAGAUUAUUUUAAUGGAUUGUACUGUAGAGAAUUUCGUAGUACAAGACAAAUCAACUAAGCAUGACUAUUUGACUGAAAUAACGAGUCACUUCAAAAUGUUCAGGUUGUACUUUUUAAAUUUUAUGUACAUUACCUGAUUCAUUAAAGUGUACAAAUAGUGGAACACUCAAUACCACUUAAACAGGAUCCAAGUGAUUUUGAAAAGUUUAGUUGAAGUAGAUAAGCUUUAUUGCAUCUUUGUAGUUAGCCAGUUAAAUAAUUACCUAGUGAUAGCAGAAACAACUGUGGUUAACUGGAUAUCCGCUUUAGUUAUAUUUGCUGAAACUAUCACUUAUUCAUUAGUUCUUAUCAUCUGAAUUGACUGAUUAAAAAAGUCACAUACAAUACAUUUGUUAGAUAUUCAAACAUUUUGCUGUUCAUUUCAAAC